Molecule: messenger RNA, 3563 nt
Organism: Zerene cesonia (dogface butterfly)
Lineage: Eukaryota; Metazoa; Arthropoda; Insecta; Lepidoptera; Pieridae
Gene: C3G
Product: guanine nucleotide-releasing factor 2
Exons: 23
Coding region: 1-2880 (959 amino acids)
Biological process (GO): Ras protein signal transduction; positive regulation of GTPase activity
Cellular component (GO): plasma membrane
Molecular function (GO): guanyl-nucleotide exchange factor activity
Source: RefSeq, a predicted model, not a curated record
AUGAAUCCUGAAAAAGAAUUCCUAAGUAAUAAAAGUCUCCAUAGGCCAGGAAGCGGGCAUGACCUGGCGUCCGUCCGGCGCGGGACGGUGCGAGUGUCCUCAGUAGCCUGUCUCAGACUCAGUCGUCACGCGCCGUGGCUUGGGCGCGUCCUGCUGUCGCCUUUGCGUAUUAUUUAUAACUCGCGCGUCAUCAGUGAUAAACUUGUGUUUACUUGUAUACUCAUCUCCGAUAUUAUUAGGACUACUAUUACAACAACUCAUAACCUACAGGACGAUAAACAAAAAAAUGCCAAAUUCUUAAAUAAUCUUCGAUGUUGUCAUUUCAGAUUGUCUCUCCAGUCCCACAGCAGUGGAUCCCAAGACUCCAUGCUCAAUGUAUCCAACGACGAAGAUAGGAAUGCGCACGAUUCUAUGAACCAUGAAGUUUUUAUUACCCCACCCAGUUCAGAUUUAGUUGGUAUUUGUAAUUGUAAUAAUAUGAGUGAAAUGAGAACUUCGGUGGAAUCACACUUGAGUAACGCCCAUUCACAUAAUCGAUUUUCAAACGAGUCCGGCUUCGUGUCUGUGGGCCACUCGGAGAUGUCAACGGAGCACAGCUUCACAUCCACCUUCUCAUCACACCACUAUUCUAGUCAUACAGACAGUACUUUUGAAAGUACAGAGUUUGUGAGCGAAGUGAAGUGCACAAUGCAAAAUGUUGAGAGCCGCAUGAAUAUAAUCAGUAUGAACAGUGUAACAACACAAAAUACAAAAUUGGAGAGUAUAACGUCAGACGAAAAUGAGACGCCGCCCGAGUUGCCGGUGAAGACGCGUCGCAACAUCCGCGCUGAUGUACAGCAGCACUUCCCCAAUGUUGAAAUCAGGAAAAGUCCACCAUUCUCAUUGCACGAGACGCGGCCCCACACACUUGCUGAGCACAAUCACCAACGGCCUCCGCCUUUGCCACUCAAGAAAAAACACAUGUUUCAAAGCGUCGCAUACAGCGUUAUGGCUUACAUGGAGAUGUUCGGGAACUGCAGUCACACGAUCAACACUCACCCCCCGAUAAAUGCAGAAGCGCCACCAGAUAUGUUCAGGCAUUCUAUACACACCUAUAAUCUGACUAGUGCGCAGCAUACAAGCACUGGCAGUAUUAGUGUGGGUCACCACCAGGUUCAGCGUUCACUGGCCUCGUCGGUAACCGUACAGCAUUUAAGCACACCCCCUCUCAGUGGUUCCGAAGACAGCGUCAGUAUGAAGACGUCGAAUCGUACUAGUCCAUUGCCUAUUGAACCGCCUGCGCUACCGCCAAAAAUGAAUAAAAAUAAACAGAUAUCAAAUUAUUCGAGCAACGAAUUACUGCCCCCACCUUCACCGCGGCCGUCUUCGCAUAAUAGUUCUACAGAUGAAUCGCUUUUGAAUAAUGUGAGCACAGAGGAGAUGUACGUAAGCGUAUCAUCGCCGGGCAAGUUUCCACUCGAUGAUGAUGAACUGGACCGGCUCGUUCAACCCACACCUUCGCCUGUUCCUUCACAGAGAAGUGAAAGCAGUACAGAGCCAAUACAAUCGGAAACUGAGAAAAGCACUCCAGCAGCCGCUGACUCGGAGGAUAUCGUUCUGCAAACUGAUGUUAGCUCUUGGCUCCUACUGAAAGGACCCAACAAGGAGGGUGUCGAAGUACGCGGCGGACAUCCGGAUGCGCUCAUUGUACUCGCCACUAAGGCCACCAAAGAAACGGACGAGUAUUUCGCGUACCAAGAGGCGUUCCUGGCGACGUACCGCACGUGGGUGCCGCCGGGCGAGCUGGUGGCGCGGCUGGUGCGGCGCGCGCACCACUUCCGCCCGCGCCCGCACGAGCUGCGCUCCACGCUCGGCCUGCUCACGCGCGUCGUCGCAGAUCUCACGAUGGCAGAUUUAGAUAGACCACUCAUGCAAGAGAUAAUGGAAUUCAUAUAUUGGCUUGUGGAAGCCGAAGAGUUGCCCAUUUCAAAAGCUUUGCGACAAAUUCUCGUAGAUAAACAGAAGCAAUUGCAUUAUCAAAAUUCGAACAACAGAUACGAAUAUGAAAUGGCAUGCUAUGGUACGGUGUCACUGCGUCGGGACACUUUAUUAGAUUUCAAGGCAUCGGAACUCGCUGAACAAAUGACUGUGUUGGACGCGGCUCUGUUUGUGCGGAUAACGACCGCAGAAUUGCUUUCGUGGCCUCGUGACCAGUCCGAGGAAAAGUCACCAAAUCUCACACGGUUCACUGAACACUUCAAUAAGAUGAGCUUCUGGGCACGAUCGAGGUUAUUAGAACAGUACGAAGCUCGCGAACGCGAAAAGUACGCAAGCAAAUUCCUCAAAGUGAUGAAGGCGCUGCGCAAGAUGAACAACUUCAACUCGUACCUAGCGCUGGUGUCCGCAUUGGACUGUCCCCCAGUUCGCCGACUGGGCUGGUCGAGGGCUAUAGAAGACGCGCUGACGGACCACUGUGCACUCAUCGACUCGUCCAUGUCCUUCCGGGCGUACCGUCAGGCGUUGAAUGAAACGCAACCACCCUGUAUACCAUACAUAGGGCUAUUUUUACAAGAUCUAACAUUCGUCCAUGUGGGCAAUCCUGAUCUGCUACCCGAUGGUAGUAUCAACUUUACAAAGAGAUGGCAACAGUAUCAUAUAAUGGAAAAUAUGAAGAGGUUCCACAAAGAGCAAUACAAGAUAAAGAAGAACGAUCGCAUCCAGGCGAUGUUCAACGAGUUCGACGACGUGCUGAGCGAGGAGACGAUGUGGCAGAUAUCGGAGACGAUCAAGCCGCGCGGCGGGCGCGCGCGCAACGCCUCCGCGCCCUCGCCCCCCGCGCCCGCGCCCGCGCCCGCCGCGCCCGCGCCCCCCGCCGCGCCCCCGGCCGCCGCCGCCACAUAGCCCGGUGCAAAUCGUAUCCUAAGAAACUAAUCAAGGACUGAAUCGUCGUGGCGUCGCUGCGAUAUAUUUGCUUAUGAGGAAUUGUGUAAUGUAUAUGGCUAAUUGUGAUUAUCUGUCCUAAGAUGGCCUAAUUAUUUAGUAUAUUUAAAAGUGCAACUUCUGUGAUCGGCGGGCGAGCUCGACGUGAACGCAACGAUGUUAUCGGCGCUACCAUUGUUACGCCCAAUUUAUCUAACCUUAUUUAUGUACAGUUUUGUAUCUAUUUUCUUACCGUAGCGAAAUCUUUUACUCAAAAUUAGUAGGCGUCUUCUCAAUCGGGUUCUGUCGAGAGCUUCUAACGACGUAGCGGUUACUUCAGUAUUUUAAAUGGAACUUUAUUCUGUAACAGUAUUGAAAUUCAAUAUUUUCUUACUAUCUCAACAUAUCAAUGUGUAACUUGACAGAUGUUUGCCAAGUCAUGCAGUCAAUCGACACCGUGUGUAAGUUUAAUACUCUUUUAUAGUUGUUGUGAUUCGCCAUUCGUGUCUGAAUUAUCUGCAAGUUUAACAUCUUGAAUACAUCGAAUUAGGGGACUUUAAAAGUUUUAAUGUUUUAGGCUUAUUGCUAUUAUAUAGUGAAUAGAUGUUUUCAAAUGGUGGAAUAUUAUUAUUAAAAAUCAUCGAACUUUAAAUGAACUUGAAACG